Molecule: messenger RNA, 2818 nt
Organism: Lolium rigidum
Lineage: Eukaryota; Viridiplantae; Streptophyta; Magnoliopsida; Poales; Poaceae
Product: protein WEAK CHLOROPLAST MOVEMENT UNDER BLUE LIGHT 1-like
Exons: 3
Coding region: 203-2605 (800 amino acids)
Source: RefSeq, a predicted model, not a curated record
CGAGCCGGACAAACCAAGCACACGUACACCACACCCGUCUCUCCUCUCCUCUCCUCGCAGCAAAGGGAAGAACAGAAAACUCGUGAGCACCAAGAGCGGAGAUCGGAAUCGGCGCAAAAAGGUGGCCCCGAUCGCUUCGCCCGCACGAAUUCCUCCGCGCCAUCGGGAGCAAACUGGCCGCCGCAUAGUGAAGGCGUAAGAAAUGGAAUCGACUCAUGCAUCUGAAGAAAGUAACUCAAAAGAGUCAUUUCCAAGAGAAACUCCAGAAAAUUUUGCGGAUUCACCAACUAUGGCUGCUACAAAGGAGGUCAUUAACAACGGUCAUCAUGAAAAUCCAAAUGCGCACAUGAAAGAGUCAGCCCAAGCAGCCACAUUGGAUAUCUCAAAUGGCCUGCCAGUUGCUGCCGAUAGUUCGGAAUUAUAUUCAAUGGUCCUGGAAAGUUCUCUUCCUGAUUCACCAGAGCACAACUUAGAAUCAAAUUCCCCUACAGGUGCAGGUCCUGAAAUGAUUUCAAGUUCAGGAACAACUGAGACAAUCACACAAUCAAUGAAGGAUGAUGCAGAUCAGCCUUCUUCAGUAUAUCCUGUCGAAGUAAAGAAUGCUGAAAACAAGAUAAGUUAUCAGAAAAAAAUUGCUGUCAAACCAAAAGUCACAGAAGAGUCGGAAACAGAACCUAUAAGUCCAUAUAAAGGCCUUAUUGACACCACUGCGCCUUUUGAGUCUGUGAGAGAAGCUGUCACCAAGUUUGGAGGAAUCGUCGAUUGGAAAGCUCACAAAGUUCAGAUGAUGGAGAGGCGUAAGUUCAUACAACUUGAACUUGAAAAUGCUCAGAAAGAAAUUCCACAAUGCAAAGAAGAACUAGAAGCCGCAGAGAUGGCUAAAUCACGGGUACUGGAUGAACUAGAGAGUACUAAGAGAAUUAUAGAAGAGCUGAAGCAUGAUCUGGAGAAAGCACAGAUGGAAGAAGUUCAAGCGAAGCAGGACUCCGAGCUUGCACAACUCAGGGCGCAAGAAAUUGAGCAUGGAGUAGCUGAUGAUUCUAGUUUAAUAGCCAAGACCCAAAUGGAAGUCGCAAAAGAGAGACAUGAAAAAUCUGUUGUCGAACUUAAAUCAGUAAAGGAGGAGCUAAGAAGUUUGCAUGAACAGUAUGCUGCAUUAGUUAUUGAAAGGGAUGGAGCAAUCAGAAGAACUGAAGAAGUUUUAUCUGCCGGAAAAGAGAUUGAGAAGCGAGUAGAGGGACUGACUGUAGAAUUGAUUGCCUCUAAAGGAUCUCUCGAGUUGGCCCAUGCUGCACAUCAUGAUGCUGAAGAACGUAGGAUCGGUGCAGCAUUGGCGAAAGAGCAAGAUUGUCUUGCUUGGGAUAGAGAGUUGCUCCAGGCACAAGAAGAGCUGCAACAACUGAAUAAUAAGCUUCUGUCCCAAAACGAUUUGAAGCAGAAUCUUGAUGCAAAUUUGCACAAGUUGCAUAGCCUGAAGCAUGAGCUUUCAUCCUAUAUGGAGAAUAUACUUAGUAAAGAAGCUGAAGGAGUUGCCAAUGAGCUUGAGUUUGAAGAUUCUAGGCAAAGUAGCAGCUCAAUGAAGGAAAUUCUAGCUUCAAAACGGAAAGAGCUCGAGGAAAUGAAAGCAACCAUAGAAAAUGCAAAAACUGAGGCCAAAUUGUUAAGAGUUGCCGCGACAACUCUCAGAUUGGAACUUGAUCGUGAGAAAGCUUCACUUGACUCAUUGCAGCAGAGAGAAGCUAUGGCAUCAAUUGCAGUUUCUUCACUAGAAGCUGAGCUCAAUAGGACGAAAAAAGAGAUAGAACUUGUGAGGUCCAAGGAAGAAAAUGCCCAAGAGAUAAUGGUGGAUCUUCCUAACAUGUUACAGCAAGCAGCCCAGGAGGCCGAGGAUGCCAAAGUGGCAGUUCACUCAGCAGAAGAGCAACUGAGGAAAGCGAAGGAAGAAACUGAGCAAACCAAAGCAGGUGCAACUACGGCAAGCUCCAGGUUAUGUGCUGUUCUGAAAGAAAUAGAAGCAUCCAAAGCAUCUGAGAGACUAGCACUCGCGACAGUUCAAGCGUUGAACGAAAGCAAAGAGGCCAGCGAUAUUGAGGGUUCACCCAGAGGAGUGGCCCUUCCUCUAAGUGAGUAUUAUGCCCUUAGCAAGAAAGCGCAUGAGGCUGAAGAGCUGGCAAAUGAGAAGGUGAGAGAAGCACUGGCACAGGUAGAGUCGGCGAAAGCGUCCGAAACAGAGAGCCUAGAUAGGCUAACUGAAGCAUCAAAGGAGAUAGGUGAAAAGAAGGAAGCUCUUGAAACUGCACUGGAGAGAGCCGAGAGGGCAAACGAGGGGAAACUCGCCGCUGAGCAGCAACUGAGGAAAUGGAGAUCCGACCACGAGCAACGCCGUAAAGUGAAAGCUCAGGAGGCCGCUAAAGGUGCGGUUAACCCUUUGAGUAGCCCGUUUGUUGAACAGAAGGCUCCUUACCUGAAAGAGCAGGAUUCACGGUUACAUAUGUCAGGUAGUAGCUACGAGGACCUUGUUCCAAACCGGAAGUUGCGAAACAAGAAGUCGUUUCUCCCUCGAAUGGGCUCAUUUUUGUCGAGAAAUACGCCGGCACAAACAUAAGAGGACAGGUCAUGAGAUAUGGAUCGACAAGCUGUACAUUGCUGUAAUAAGUUUAACUUUAUUUGUCUUGCAAGUUGAUGCCCGAUGUAAGCUGUAAUUUGUGGUAUAAAUUCAGGUGGGUAUGCUGUAGUUUUCUACAUCAUUUUUUGAGCAACCCAGGAUAAAUUUUGGGAGGAAAAAUGCCUGAAAUAUAGCAUGGUUCUGUUAUGUUAA